Molecule: messenger RNA, 807 nt
Organism: Acomys russatus (golden spiny mouse)
Lineage: Eukaryota; Metazoa; Chordata; Mammalia; Rodentia; Muridae
Gene: Mdfic2
Product: MyoD family inhibitor domain containing 2
Exons: 2
Coding region: 1-480 (159 amino acids)
Source: RefSeq, a predicted model, not a curated record
AUGCAACUCACAAAUGAAAAGCAUGCAGAGGAGAAACCUAUUAAUGCUAUCGUUAUAAAUUCAGUAUCCGAAUUCAAUAUCACAGAUGGGCCAGCCCAGGAAAGCCCCAAUGAGAAAAGCCUGUCAGGAUCGAGCACUUCACUCUCCUCCCUCGAAGAAUGCCAAACGAAAUUUCCCUACCUCCAAACUAAUACUUCAGUUCAUCGGAGAGACGCUGAUGAGGAGUGUGCCUCCCUGAUCCUCACCUGUCUCUUUUGCCAGUUCUUGGACUGCCUCCUCAUGCUCCCGGACACGUGUGAAACGGUAUGCAUCAACCUGUGCUGCCCCUCUCACAGGUACUACUCUGCCUCGGAUGAGAACCAUGCACGCAAUGAUUGCAACUUGAGCUGCGACGUGGACUGUAGCCUCUUUGAAUCCUGCCAUGAGACCAGUGAAUGCCUGGAGCUGGCCAUGGAGAUAUCAGAAAUCUGUUACCGCUAGUGCAAAGAGGGCUGGGCACACGUGUGGCCCUAGUACAGUGCAUCUGAGAUUAGAGCUCCAUGUGCCCAAAUGCAAGGACCAUACAGGUUCCUUGGAUGUUCUAGGCCAGUCCAUGCUACUACUGUCAACUCAGUGGUCUUGUUCCAAAUUUUGCAACUGCAUGGCUCACUGCAAAAUAUGAUUCUUGAUCACACAUGUGACUGAACAAAUCUCAAAUACCUCUUAUAUGCCAUAGGUAGAAGAUGUUUCUUGACUGUUAAAACAGCAUGAUAUUCCACUCUACGCUCUUGACUCAGCAGCCUGCCUGGUGGCUCCAAGUUCAUUCAU